AUGCGGUUCUCCCUUUUCACUGCCUUGUCCACAGCGGCUUCUUUGGGUCUUGCCCUCCCUAGCACCCUGCACACUCGGGAUAUCUCGCCCGACCAGUUCACCGAUUUUGACUUUUGGGUCCAGUAUGCUGGUGCGGCGUACUACUUGAACGAUUACACCGCCAAGACUGGCUACAAGAUCAGCUGUGAUAAGGGCAAUUGCCCCGAUGUGGAGAAGAAUGGCGGAACGAUCUUCUAUGACUUCUCCAACGACACGAUCACCGACACUGCGGGUUUCAUCGCAGUAGACGACGUCAAGAAGGCCAUCGUCCUCUCCUUCCGCGGUUCCUACUCUGUGCGCAACUGGAUUGCUGAUGCCUCAUUCCCCUAUACCAGCACCGGUAUCUGUACUGGCUGUGAAGCCGAGCUUGGUUUCUGGGGCUCGUGGAAGGCUGUCCGUGAAAACAUCCAGUCUCAAUUGCACGACGCCUUCUCCCAACAUUCCGAUUACGAACUGGUCGUCACAGGCCACAGCCUCGGUGCCGCCAUUGCCAGUCUUGCGGCCGCGGACCUCCGAGGCAAGGGAUACCCGGAAGCGAAGAUGUACGCGUAUGCUGCACCCCGCGUGGCUAACCCAAAGCUGGCCAAGUAUAUCACAGCUCAGGGUAACAACUUCCGCUUCACUCAUAUCAAUGACCCAGUUCCGAAGCUGCCAUUGCUGGCUAUGGGCUAUGUACACAUCAGCCCUGAGUACUAUAUCACCGCCCCUAAUAAUGCGACUGUCAAGCCCUCUGAAGUCGAGGUGAUCGAAGGCGACGUCUCUUUCAAAGGAAAUACUGGCACUGGUGUUCCAUCAAUUUCUGCUUUUCCUGCACACCACUGGUACUUCCGACAGGCUGAUGCUGGCCUGGGUGCUGGUAUUCCACUCAAGUGA
Messenger RNA from Penicillium salamii, 912 nucleotides. NCBI's taxonomy places the organism in Eukaryota, Fungi, Ascomycota, Eurotiomycetes, Eurotiales, Aspergillaceae. The record is from the annotation of a GenBank genome assembly.